AUGAUUAACUACGACUACUUACUAGAACAAUGUCAAAAAGAAUUACGUUUGAUAAAAUUAGUCAAACCCUGUAAUUUAGAUGAAAUUUGUUCUUUAACACUAUUACUUGCUUAUUAUUAUAAAAAGACAAACGACUAUGAUCGUUCAUUAAAAUAUUACAAACAAUCUAUAAAAUUAAUUUCUUUAACAACAAAUGAUAGUAAUGAAUCUGCCAGUAUACACCAUACAAUUGGUUUGAUCUAUUAUAUUAAUAAACAACAGUAUAAUUUAGCUGUUAAACAUUUCAAAAAAGAACUCGAUACGUAUGAAUUAAAUCUUAAUGAUAAUGAACGUCAGUUGGCUAAUUUAUACAAUUUGAUUGGCUCUUGUUAUUUAAAGCAGAAUAAAUAUACUCAAGCAUUACAAUAUUAUGAAAGCUGUUUAUGCUUGUAUACACAAUGUUCAUCAUCAUUCAAUUAUCUGCCCGCUUAUGAACUAUUAGCCACUUUAUAUUUAGAAACGAAAGAAUAUGACUCAGCAAUUAAAUAUUAUAAAGUAUUAAUAAUAAAUAGUGCUGAUGAGAAUAUUGAUCAAUUAUAUCAUUAUCGCACAAGUAUUGCUAUUUGUUAUGAAAAGAAAAAUAAUUAUAUUCAGGCAAUAAAAUAUUAUGAAAAAAGUUUAUUAUUAACAACAGAUGAAUUAAAACGCGGUGACAUUUAUCAUGCAUUAGCUAAUAUCUAUUAUCAACAAGAUAAAUAUUAUUUAGCUAUUGAAUAUUUUCAAAUGACUUUAACACGACUACGUGAUAAAUCAAAUCGUAUAACCAUUCAUCACACAAUUGCAUGUUGUUAUUAUUAUGUAAGAGAAUACGAUUUAUCAAUUGAUCAUGGUAAAAAAGCAUUAAUAAUGCAACAAGUCAGUGAUAAUAAUAUUCAUAUCGUGCAAAUAAUAGCUUUGUGUUACGAAAUGAAAAAUGACUAUGAUAAAGCAUUAGAAUAUUAUAAAAAAUGUUUAGAAAUAUGCAAGACAUUUGAUUUAUCAAUGUCGAACAUUUUAGAUUCAAUUGCAUGCAUUUACUAUAGAAGAAACGAAUAUAGCGAAGCUAUUGACUAUUGGGUAGAAUUAUUAGAACAACACGAAUACGAAGGCGAUGAAAUUGGUCGUAUUAACCGAAAUCUUGGCUGGUGUUAUAAAUCAAAAACUGAGUACAAUGUUGCAUUAGAAUAUUACAAGCAAUGUUUGAAUUCGUUUACGACACCAUCGGAUAUUGCUGUUGUGUAUCGUUUGAUUGGAUCAUUAUAUGGUGACAUGAAUGAAUAUAGUUUAGCAAUUGAAUACUACUUAAAAGCAUUAGUAAUACGAGAAACAAAUGAACCGUGGGAUAAACUAAAAAUUGCAAGUGAUUAUAAUAAUAUUGGUUGGUACUAUGGUUUAAAUAAACAAUAUGAUUUAGGUGUUGAAUAUUGUACAAAAUCAACUGAUAUUUA
Molecule: messenger RNA, 1466 nt
Organism: Didymodactylos carnosus
Lineage: Eukaryota; Metazoa; Rotifera; Eurotatoria; Philodinida; Philodinidae
Source: the annotation of a GenBank genome assembly